Galeopterus variegatus (Sunda flying lemur) is the source of this 1152-nucleotide messenger RNA. RefSeq names its product LIM homeobox 3 (gene LHX3). Bases 1 to 1152 code for a protein of 383 amino acids. Lineage: Eukaryota; Metazoa; Chordata; Mammalia; Dermoptera; Cynocephalidae. Gene Ontology annotation, biological process: neuron differentiation; regulation of transcription by RNA polymerase II. The record is from RefSeq and is a predicted model, not a curated record. Gene Ontology annotation, cellular component: nucleus. Gene Ontology annotation, molecular function: RNA polymerase II transcription regulatory region sequence-specific DNA binding; DNA-binding transcription factor activity, RNA polymerase II-specific. The transcript is spliced from 6 exons.
AUGGAGGCGCGCGGGGAGCUGGGCCCUGCUCGGGAGCCAGCGGGCGGCGACCUGCUGCUGGCGCUGCUGGCGCGGAGGGCGGACCUGCGCCGAGAGAUCCCGCUGUGUGCCGGCUGCGACCAGCACAUCCUGGACCGCUUCAUCCUCAAGGCUCUGGACCGCCACUGGCACAGCAAGUGCCUCAGGUGCAGCGACUGCCACACGCCGCUGGCCGAGCGCUGCUUCAGCCGGGGGGAGAGUGUGUACUGCAAAGACGACUUUUUCAAGCGUUUCGGGACCAAGUGCGCCGCGUGCCAGCUGGGCAUCCCGCCCACGCAGGUGGUGCGCCGCGCCCAGGACUUCGUGUACCACCUGCACUGUUUCGCCUGCGUCGUGUGCAAGCGACAGCUGGCCACAGGCGACGAGUUCUACCUCAUGGAGGACAGCCGGCUCGUGUGCAAGGCGGACUACGAAACGGCCAAGCAGCGAGGUCAGUGGAAGGGCGCGACAGUCACCCCGCCUGGCCUCGGCGGGACCCAGACCCCACCUUCCUUGGCUACGGGCCUGGACAUGCGCGUCGUGCAGGUUUGGUUCCAGAACCGCCGGGCCAAGGAAAAGAGGCUCAAGAAGGACGCGGGGCGGCAGCGCUGGGGACAGUAUUUCCGCAACAUGAAGCGCUCCCGCGGCGGCGCCAAGUCGGACAAGGACAGCAACCGGGAGGGUCAGGACAGCGACGCCGAGGUCUCCUUCACCGAUGAGCCAUCCGUGGCUGAAAUGGGCCCUGCCAGCGGCCUCUACGCCAGCCUGGGGGACCCCACCCCAGCCUUGGGCCGGCCUGCGGGAGCCUUGGGCGGCUUUGCACUGGAGCACGGAGGCCUGGCAGGCCAAGAGCAGUUCCGAGAGCUGCGCUCUGGCAGCCCCUAUGGCGUUCCCCCAUCCCCGGCCGCCCCACAGAGCCUUCCCGGUCCCCAGCCCCUCCUCUCCAGCUUGGUGUAUCCAGACACAGGCUUGGGCCUCGUGCCCUCGGGGCCCCCGGGCGGACCCCCACCCAUGAGGGCGCUGGCGGGGAACGGACCCAGCUCCGACCUUUCCACGGGAAGCAGCGGGGGUUACCCUGACUUCCCUGCCAGCCCUGCCUCCUGGCUGGACGAGGUGGACCAUGCUCAGUUCUGA